Molecule: messenger RNA, 828 nt
Organism: Polychytrium aggregatum
Lineage: Eukaryota; Fungi; Chytridiomycota; Chytridiomycetes; Polychytriales
Exons: 2
Coding region: 129-749 (206 amino acids)
Molecular function (GO): protein-folding chaperone binding
Source: RefSeq, a predicted model, not a curated record
UUUGGAGCAAGCGCAUCGGGAGCACUUGCCAGGCCUGCUCCUUUCGCCGUUCGUAUUGGCAUUGACCAUGUGUCAUGUCCAUCCGGUCCCCUGGCCUCUGAAGCCGACUGGUUGCCUUGUACCAGACGAUGUCGUGCCGCCUCACACUAAGCGAGAGACGAGUUCCCGUGGAGCUCAUCGGCCUCUCUGUGAUCUCCUGCUUCCGCACAGUGCACAUGAACGACCCUGUCUCGACCCUCCAUCGGUACAAGCUCAAGGCUGGCAGCAAGAUCAUGAUGAUCGGAGACGAUCAGCCUAUAUCGGAUCGUGCCCCAGCCCCAAGCUCUUCAACGCAAGCAAGCACAUCAACGACUUCAUACAGUUCCACGCCCACCCCUGCUCCGGCCAUCAAACAGCCACUCACUGAAGAGGAUCUCAUCGCAAAGAUUUCGACGUCUGUCAACUACACCAACGAAACGCUGCUGCCCAUGAUCGAGCACUACACCAUGGUUGCCGAGCAGUUCAUUCGCAUCAGCACCGCCAGCGGAUACACCGUCAAGCACCUCGAGACCGAGUACGCCAAGGUCUCGGAGACGCUCCUGCAGACGCUCAUCAAGAUCGACAGCGUCGAUUGCGGGGAGUUUGUGCAGGCGCGGCAGCACCGCCGGGAUGCCGUCAAGCUGGUCCAGGGGCUGAUGGACCGAGUGGACCAAGUAAAGGAACGGGUCAAGGCAUCGACAAGCCGCAACGUCCCCCCGGUGCAGUUGUAGAGACUCUUGACGGUCCGCCUUGCAUGCAUUGUAGUCCAUGCCCCCCCCCUGCAAUACACUUGGCUGUUGGCAACCACCC